Messenger RNA from Momordica charantia (bitter melon), 1827 nucleotides. Lineage: Eukaryota; Viridiplantae; Streptophyta; Magnoliopsida; Cucurbitales; Cucurbitaceae. The record is from RefSeq and is a predicted model, not a curated record.
AUGGAAGAAAUCCCGGGGGCACCUGGUGAAAAGGGAGCUCCAUCUAUCCAACCUGGCAAUCGCGAGCCCAUUCCCAACGAUGAAGGGGUGGAUUACAGCUUGCGAGACAAUGAUCUUAGAAAGCACCUCACUGAUAAGAAGAAGAAAGCCUCUUGGGAACCGGAAGAUUCUCUGUCCUACUCCCGAGAGUUUUCCAACUCAAACCUGAAGGCUCAAUCGAAGUACAAGCCUCUAAUACCAGAAGCCGUGAUCAACAGGGAAGAAUUCGACCUGAUGAAACACAGGUUCGAUGAGCAGGUCGAGGCACUCAAAGCCAGGUGCGAGAAGAAGGAGAGCCCGUUUGACGAUGACGACUUGGGAGAAUCGCCAUUCACCUCCGAUAUUAUGGAGGCUCCAAUCCCUCCGAAGUUCAAGACUCCCACCAUGAAGCCCUAUGAUGGGUCAAAGGAUCCCAAAGACUAUGUUGAGGUCUUCGAGGGCCUCAUGGAUUUUCAAGCGGCAACAGAUGCGAUCAAAUGCCUCGCCUUCCAGAUCGCGCUCACCGGCAGCGCGCGCCUAUGGUGCCGGAGACUGCCGGCCAGGUCGAUCUCGACCUACUCGCAGCUGAGAAAGGAAUUCAUUGGUCAAUUCUCCUUUCGGCAUUACGAUAGAAAGACAGCAACUCACCUCGCCACCAUUAGACAGAAGGAAGAUGAGACCCUCACCGUGAAGCUCGGAGAGGAGGCUCCAGCAACCUUCGCUGAAGUUCUGCAAAACGCAAAGAAAGUCAUCGAUGGACAAGAACUCCUCCGAACCAAGACUGACCGACCUGAGAAGCAGAUCGACCAGAAGAGGCUAAGCCAAAAGAAGAGGAAGGAUGAUUCUAAGUCUAAGGACAAGGGAUCGUCCUCUUCUGGCAGCCGAACCGAGUAUCGUAGGUCGGAGAGCGGCCCUAGCCGGAGCCGACCUUAUGAACGUUGCUGGGAGCUGAAGCGCCAGAUUGAAGACCUCAUUCAAGAUAGCUACUUCAAAAAGUUCGUGGGUAAACCGAGGUCUAACUCGGUCGAAAAGAAAGAAGAGAGGAAGCGUUCAAGGACGCCGCCUCGACGAGAGGACCGACCUGCGGUCAUCAACACUAUUUUCGGAGGUCCAAGUGGGGGCCAGUUCGAGAACAAAAGGAAAGAGUUAGCUUGCGAGGCCAGGCGCAAGGUAUCCAUUAUCAGGGAGCAGAAACCUACUUGCUCCAUUACCUUCAAGGAUACCGAUCUGGAGGGAGUUCACUUGCCUCAUAAUGAUGCACUUGUGAUCGCUCCCCUUAUCGAUCAUGUCUUGGUCAGAAGAGUGUUGGUAGAUGGAGGCGCGUCUGCCAAUAUUUUGUCCCUCCCGACAUAUCUGGCCUUGCGGGGGACCAGAUCUCAAUUGAAGAAAAGUCCAACACCCUUGGUUGGAUUCUCUGCAGAAUCGGUCUCUCCUGAAGGGUGUAUUGACUUGCCGGUUACGAUUGGGCAAGAUAGUACACAGGUAACUCAAAUGGCUGAGUUCGUGGUGAUUGACGGCAGAUUGGCCUACAAUGCCAUCUUCGAGAGACCCAUCAUCCACUCAUUCCAGGCCGUCCCCUCCAUAUUGCAUCAAGUCCUGAAGUACUCAACCCCGAAUGGAGUGGGCACGGUCCGAGGUGAGCAAAAGACUUCAAGGGAGUGUUAUGCAUCCGCACUUAAAAGGUCAUCAGUGUGUGCCCUGGAAGAGCAAACCAGUCAAGACGACCUUCCGAGGGAAGCAAAAGGCAGUUCUCCCCACCAACAGAGGAGCUCGAGCUUGUUCCCUUGCUUAGCCCUAAAAAACAAGUAA